Molecule: messenger RNA, 6362 nt
Organism: Erinaceus europaeus (western European hedgehog)
Lineage: Eukaryota; Metazoa; Chordata; Mammalia; Eulipotyphla; Erinaceidae
Gene: TRPV3
Product: transient receptor potential cation channel subfamily V member 3
Exons: 18
Coding region: 305-2677 (790 amino acids)
Biological process (GO): calcium ion import across plasma membrane
Cellular component (GO): membrane
Molecular function (GO): protein binding; calcium channel activity
Source: RefSeq, a predicted model, not a curated record
CCCUGCUUCUCUUGGCUGGUUGGGGUGAGGCUGCCUUGUGGGUGUAGGGGUGAGUCAGGCAGGGCACGUGGGCAGGUGGGCGGGCACUGCAGCUGGGGCCAGUGGGCGUGGCCUGCCUGGCGCCUAGGGCAGGUAGCCCAGCCAGUUCUGCCUCUGACGCUUCAUUCCAGCCAUCCUUGUGCCUGAGAUGAGAGCCUCCUGCCAACUCAACCACUGUCCCGACGGGGGGCCUUGGGCCAGGGACAUGUGGUGACUUCAGAGCAAGGGCAGUCACAGCCACCUGGCCAUCUAGACCUCACCAGCCAUGAACGCCCACCCCAAGGAGAUGAUGCCCCUGAUGGGUAGGAGGGCUGCUGUCCCCAGCGGGAACCCUGCUGUCCUGCAGGAGAAGAGGCCUGCAGAACUCACUCCCACCAAGAAGAGUGCAUACUUCUUCCUGGAGAUAGAAGGCUUUGAACCCAACCCCACCGUGGCCAAGACCUCUCCCCCUGUCUUCUCUAAGCCCAUGGAUUCCAACAUCCGGCAGUGCAUCUCUGGUAACUGUGAUGACAUGGACUCUCCACAGUCUCCUCAGGAUGAUGUGACAGAAACUCCAUCCAAUCCCAAUAGUCCCAGUGCAAACUUGGCCAAGGAAGAGCAGAGGAGAAAAAAGAAACGGCUGAAGAAGCGCAUCUUUGCAGCUGUGUCCGAGGGCUCCGUGGAGGAGCUGCUGGAGCUGCUGGUGGAGCUGCAGGAGCUUUGCAAGCGGCGCCACGGCAUGGAUGUGCCUGACUUCCUCAUGCACAAGCUGACAGCUUCAGACACAGGGAAGACCUGCCUGAUGAAGGCCUUGUUAAACAUCAACCCCAACACCAAGGAGAUCGUGCGGAUCCUGCUGGCCUUUGCAGAGGAGAACGACAUCCUGGACAGGUUCAUCAAUGCUGAGUACACAGAGGAGGCCUACGAAGGGCAGACUGCGCUCAACAUCGCCAUCGAGCGGCGGCAGGGAGACAUCACAGCAGUGCUCAUAGCCGCAGGAGCCGAUGUCAACGCCCACGCCAAGGGCAUCUUCUUCAACCCCAAUUCUCUGCAUGAAGGCUUCUACUUUGGUGAGACACCCCUGGCCCUGGCAGCUUGCACCAACCAACCCGAGAUUGUGCAGCUGCUGAUGGAGAACGAGCAGACAGAUAUCACCUCACAGGACUCCCGGGGAAACAAUAUCCUCCACGCCCUAGUGACCGUGGCCGAGGACUUCAAGACACAGAACGACUUUGUGAAGCGCAUGUAUGACAUGAUCCUGCUGAGGAGUGGCAACUGGGAGCUGGAGACCAUGAGGAACAAGGAUGGCCUCACCCCCCUGCAGCUGGCUGCCAAGAUGGGCAAGGCCGAGAUCCUGAAGUACAUUCUUAGUCGUGAGAUAAAAGAGAAGCCACUCCGGAGCCUGUCCAGAAAGUUCACUGAUUGGGCAUAUGGGCCUGUGUCAUCCUCACUCUAUGACCUCACCAAUGUGGACACCACAACAGACAAUUCUGUGCUGGAAAUUAUCGUUUACAACACCAACAUUGAUAACCGGCACGAGAUGCUGACCCUGGAGCCCCUGCACACGCUGCUGCAUAUGAAGUGGAAGAAGUUUGCCAAGUACAUGUUCUUCCUGUCCUUCUGCUUUUAUUUCUUCUACAACAUCACUCUGACGCUGGUCUCUUACUACCGCCCCAGGGAGGAGGAGGCCCUCCCACACCCUUUGGCACUGACACACAAGAUGGGGUGGCUGCAGCUCCUAGGAAGGAUGUUUGUGCUUAUUUGGGCCAUGUGCAUUUCUGUGAAAGAGGGCAUUGCCAUCUUCCUGCUGAGACCAUCAGAUCUGCAGUCUAUCCUCUCUGAUGCCUGGUUUCACUUUGUCUUUUUUGUCCAAGCUGUGCUUGUGAUACUGUCUGUCUUCUUGUACUUGUUUGCCUACAAAGAGUACCUCGCCUGCCUGGUGCUGGCCAUGGCCCUGGGCUGGGCGAACAUGCUCUACUACACGCGGGGAUUCCAGUCCAUGGGCAUGUACAGCGUCAUGAUCCAGAAGGUCAUUUUGCAUGAUGUUCUGAAGUUCUUGUUUGUAUAUAUUGUGUUCUUGCUUGGAUUUGGAGUAGCCCUGGCCUCACUGAUAGAGAAGUGUUCUAAGGACGACAAGGACUGUACCUCCUAUGGCAGCUUCAGUGACGCAGUGCUGGAACUCUUCAAGCUCACCAUAGGUCUGGGUGACCUGAACAUCCAGCAGAACUCCAAGUACCCCAUCCUCUUCCUGUUCCUGCUUAUCACUUACGUCAUUCUCACCUUCGUCCUCCUCCUCAACAUGCUCAUUGCCCUGAUGGGAGAGACUGUGGAGAAUGUCUCUAAGGAGAGUGAGCGCAUCUGGCGCCUCCAGCGAGCCAGGACCAUCUUGGAGUUUGAGAAAAUGUUACCAGAGUGGCUGAGGAGCAGAUUCCGGAUGGGUGAGCUGUGCAAAGUGGCAGAGGAGGAUUUCCGACUGUGUUUGCGGAUCAACGAGGUGAAGUGGACGGAAUGGAAAACACACGUCUCCUUCCUCAAUGAAGACCCAGGGCCUGUGAGGCGAACAGAUUCCAACAAAAUCCAAGACUCUUCCAGGAGCAACAGCAAAACCACCCUUAAUGCAUUUGACGAAAUAGAAGAAUUUCCAGAAACUUCGGUGUAAAAACCGAACCCAGAGUUGGUUUGUGGCCUGAUAAGCAUUGCUGGGUGCUGCAGGCUGAGUCCUGGACUCUACUAAGGAGGGCUCUGCAGAGCAAAGGAGCUUGGCUCCACCCACGGAGACAGGAGCGCACCCUAUGCUGAGUAGGUGGCUCAGGCCUGAGGCAGUCCUCAGUUUGUCUGAGUGGGAGACACUUGGCAAAGAGCGUGAGUGAACUCAAGGUCGGUAACCCUGAGCCUGGGAGGCCCUAAAAUCCCAGCUGACAUUCUUGAGUCACCCACUGCAGAUCUGCUUGGCUGGGAGGGAAAAGCAGCAGCAGGCCAGAAGCAGGGGCAGGGACUUACGGGGGAGAGAAAUCUCACUUCCUGCCACCAUCUCUUUGACUUUCAUUCACUAUGUCCCCUGCUGUGACAGGGGCUCCUGAUUCAAAGAACUCUUGGUCUCAUCUCAGAGCCCACAGGAGACUGAACUAAAUCACAUAUCCUGGAGGAGGAGGGGCUUGAGCUAUGGAAAUCCCUUUCUGGAACCUGCAGAGAACAGGAAAUCACUUCUGGAAUGUGUACUCUUGGCACCCCAGGACUCAAACUGUCUCAGACUGAGAGACUUUUUAUUUUAUUUUAAUUUUUUAGUAGCAUAAUUAGCAUAGGGUUUUAAUUUUCAGUAGAGAAAAGACAUUUCACUUUUGAGUGGCAGUUACUUCAGAGGAAGUAUGUGAUUUUUCAAAGCUGAGACAGAGAUUUUGGGAUCUGGGACUAGAUGUAAGUAUUAUAUACUUAGCCUUAGGGCAUUGAGAGGAAGGACAAAAAAAGCUUUUCUUUCUAAACCCAUAAGUCCACAGGAGACAGACCAGGCAGGCUGCCGGGCCACUGUGAUCUGGGUGAAAGAUCUUGGCUCUUUUCCUUGUCCUGGUCAUGUUAUAGUGUACAUCUCUGCAAUAGGACUCUGACUUCAUCUGCAACAGGAAUAGCAGCUGCGUUAUUUAUAUGGUCUCACAUAUCACAAGUUACUGUUAUGUGGCAAUAUUUCUCACUGGAGGAAUUUAACAAAAUGACCUGAAAUGCUCAGGUAUUAAAUAAUCUUGUUAACUGUGAAUUUUGUAGCUAAAGAGGUAUAGGAGAGAGAAGCACUUGGGGCUGAUUUUUAGAUUCUCACCCCUUGAUCCCCUCCCCCCCCGAAAUGACAGAGUCAGUUUAGGGGCAGAGAUGAAGUACAUCUAGGAGGAAAAGUCUGUAUUACUGGAGCCUAAACCACCAGAAAUCUAUCCUGCCUGGCCUAUCUGGUAAGAGGGUUCAAGUGGGAAUUUUUGAGGUGGCAUUAUAAAGUGAUUGACCAUAAAAGCUAAAUGACAACAAAGAUAAAAUUGGCCUUUAGUUAGCUUAGCAAUCGACUAAUCUGAUUUGCGGGUAGGCCACAUAGUCCACUCUGCAUUGUUCCAUGUACCAGCUUGGCUAGGUGGGGAGAAACAUAACCUUGCUGCCUUUUGAGGGAGCUGGGUGUCAAAGAAACUGUCUGAGAAUUUAAUAAUCUGCAGCAUUCCCUGCAUUCCCAGCUGACCCAGGGAGCCAACCUGUGGCCAGACUAAAAUCAGGCAUGGUAGGGGAGAAAGGGACUACGCAUGUCCUUCGCAGAAGCAGAGACUUGGGGAGGGGUGGUGGUGGUGGUUUUCCUUGGAGUCAGGAUUAAUAAAUAUGUCUCAGAUUGACAGAAUUAGUACUGAGGAUUAUAAAUUUUAGUGAGAAAGAUUUUGGUUCAAUUCAACCCAGGAGCUGGUAAGCACUUCUUAGAGCUAUCAUCGAAGAUGGCAACUAGGUGAACUCCAAGGCUCCCUUUAGUCUGGAGAUUCUGCACAGCAAUGUCUGUCUGUGGGUUUAUCCUGAACAGAUUUCUUGGUGUGAAGGGCAGUCAUCUGCAUCCAUGCUGGCACUAGAACACCAUGAACCUAAGAAUUCCAGAAUAGUUUUGAUUCAGAUAUGAAUGGAAUAAAGCUGCCGGGCUCUCCAUUACCUUCUUGAAUAAGAUUCAGGCAAUUAAACCAAUAGAAAGCAGGAGCUUUGACAAUCUUCAUCUUCUUCCAUCCAGGGAAAGCUGCUUAAUGAAUCUGUUUGGAAUACGUUAGGACCAUUAUGCUAGACAUUCUUCCCAAGUGUGGUAUACCCCUAUAUGCUUUCAGCCUGUAAGGUCUGAACAUAGGUAGUUUUCCCAAAGCAGAGGGAUAAUGAGUCAAAGAACAUUGAUUUAAAGGGACCAGUUUCCUAAUGUUAGACCUAGAGACCAAAGCCCAGAAAGGAAGAUGAACUGUGUAGGCUACAACUUCAGAAUUGUUGAAACAAAAAUAUGCUGAUACCUGGACUAUAGAUAUCUACUUGAAUCAUUAUUUGUUUAUUUAUUUUAAAGAUUUAUCUAUGGAGGUUAGGUGAUGGCAUACCUGAUUGAGUGUACAUAUUAACAGGCACAUGGACCAGGGUUUGAGCCCCAGCUCCCCACUUGCAACAGGGGAUGCUUUACAAGCAGUGAAGUAGGGCUACCCUCUCUCUCAAUUUCUAAGUAUUUUUCUUCCUACUUUAUUUAAUAGGACAAAGAGAGAAAUUGAGAGAGGAGGGGUAGAUAGGGAGAGAAAGAUAAGACACCUUCAGGCCUACUUCACCACUCAUGAAGCAUCUGCCUCUGCAGGUGGAGAGCAGGGGCAUGAACCCAGGUCCUUGUGCUUAAUACUAUGUGUGGGUAACCUGGUGCGCCACCACCUGGCCCCCUCCCCUCUUAGUUUCUCUCUGGCCUAUCCAAACAAAAUAGAAAGAAAAAGGAUUCAUUAAUGAGAGAGAACCAGAGCAUCACUCUGGCACAUGCAAUGCUGGGGAUUGAGUGUUGGAGCUCAUGCUUGAGAGUCCAGCACUUUAUCCACUGCAACACAUCCUGAACCACACACUUUUUUUUUUUAAUUCAGUGAAAUUAACAUUGCUUAGUCAUGAGACUAAGGAUUUCUGCUCAGAUUAUGAUCUCUAUCACAGGUUUAAAACAAAAGGGUGCAAAACCACACACACACACGCACACACACACUGGAUCUAUGAAUGUGCAUGAUGAUACACAGAAUCUUUAAUUGCAUCAGGACAUCUUAAGACUUCACAAUUUACAUUUCUGCAAUGCAAGGUAAAAUCGCUUUCCAGGGAAGGAAUCUCCCAUGCUCAGAUAGUAGUUUUGGCUCCAAUUUCCCUCUUGCUAAACUCAGCUCCAGGAAUAGUUCUAGACACUAUGUACUGGAGUAACGUGGUGCUUAUCUUCCUCUAUGGGAUGAGGGAGGUGUAAGAGAUUAUACUGUGAAGUCAUUAAGCUCUUAAUAGGUUCCUGCCUGAGAGAGCCCAGUAUUAUUGGCGUUCCUUUUCUCCCUCAAGGCCCAGUGAACUGUGUCCUCUGCUCUGGAAAGGGCCCAGUAGAUGGGCUGUCAACCAGGCUUCUAAGUCAUACUUGAUUUUUUUACAUUGAUAUACAUGUGUUUACUGUGAUCUUUGUCUCAGACCCAGAGUUCUCACCUUGUUCUCAAUGAAUGUGUAAGGUCCUUAUAAAUUCUAAUUUAUGUACUUGUCCACAGUGUUGUGCAUAUAUAUGAAAUUCUGUGUUCAAGUCAUGGGGUAAGAAUUUUUAUGCCAUUGAAAUGCUUUUGUGAUUUCUAAUAAAUAUUUAUUAUAUCUUGUUA